Nezara viridula (southern green stink bug) is the source of this 447-nucleotide messenger RNA. NCBI's taxonomy places the organism in Eukaryota, Metazoa, Arthropoda, Insecta, Hemiptera, Pentatomidae. The record is from the annotation of a GenBank genome assembly.
AUGACUAUAAUAAGGCCAAUUUGGACUUACGGAGUUGAGCUAUUGGGUUCCACUAAACCAUCCUCUAAUCUGGCCCAAUCCAGAUACCUAUCCUUCCAUAAUAAACUUCAGAAUCAUCCCAAUUCUCUCGUUUCUAACCUUGCUUCAUCUUCAAUUCCUGAUAACCCUCCGAGGCGUCUGAAAAGAAGAUGGCCCCGUGAUCUCCUAAUACCCUCGUUGGAUGAAAUCCGGUGCUGGGGAAAAUCCUUCGACAAAUUAAUGCGAAACUCAGCUGGACGUAAAGUUUUCCGGGAGUUCCUGAGAUGUGAAUACAGUGAAGAAAACAUUCUUUUUUGGCUAGCUUGCGAGGAACUCAAGCGGGAAGGAAAUCCCGACCUCAUUGAAGAGAAGGCGAGAUUUAUUUAUGAAGAUUAUAUCUCCAUUCUAUCUCCGAAAGAGGUAUAUUAA